Cetraspora pellucida is the source of this 195-nucleotide messenger RNA. Lineage: Eukaryota; Fungi; Glomeromycota; Glomeromycetes; Diversisporales; Gigasporaceae. The record is from the annotation of a GenBank genome assembly.
AUGUCUCUCGAAAAAGUUAUUGAAUCAUAUGAAAGUACUUCUGCAUUAAUUGGUAAUAAUGAUAAAAAGGAAAUUACGAAAAUUGAUAUUUGUUUAAACUAUGCAUAUGAUAUUUCUGAUAUAUUAAAGAAGUACAAUUUCAAUGUUGAAUAUGAUAAGAACUUGAUUUUAUCUGAUAAAGACAAAGAUCUUGAU